AUAUUUGGUGUAUGUGCAUUGUCCUUCUAGACAGUCUAGUUGAGUCUUUUCCCACGCCUUUUCUAGACUUCCCAAUUGUACCAAAAUAUGUCUGGUUUAUCAAUGCGACCUGAUGUCAAUUUACCGAGAUGAGUCGCAGAAGAAAAUCUUGACGCUUUUGUGGAGAAUCGUUAGACGCUUCUCGAUCAGACUGCGCUAUCAACAAGUUACUGAGGCUGAAUUUGAAAAUCAAAUCAAUUUCUAAACUACAAAACGUAUCAAUUCCGGAAAUGACCGACCUCGGCGAACUAAACCGGUGCCGCUUGUGCUCCUCUGAGAACGGUCUAACCGACGUCUUCAGCGCUCCCAACAAGGACAAGCUUUUGCAAAUGAUCGCCGAGUGCACUUCCAUCAGGAUCACCUUCGAGAUGGACUUUCCCUGUGUGGUGUGCAGUUGCUGCAUCCGAAUUGUGAACCAGUUCUUCACCUAUCGACAGAAAUGCCUGGACUACAACUGCGAGCUGAAUCGAUUGCGCGGAAUGAAGGAACCGCUGCUGGUUGAAGAAGCUGAUUCUAAGGAUAAAUCCGGUUCCAACCAUAAAUUUGAAGCAUUCUACGAGGACGUUCAGAAACGAAUACAGGAGUAUCUUGUGAUACAAGUAAAGGAAAUCGAACGGAAGGCCAUGGAUAAGGUGAAAGAGGAAUUGCAGGGACUCGAUGUUGGACAAGGAGAACACAAAGUUGAAUGCGUUACUGUAGAUACUGUUGAAAUAGGAAAGAGUGAAAUAUGCGAGUCCUCAUCUCGCAAACCAAUCCUUGACGAAAACAGCGAAUUCAGUGAAGGAGAUAUUAUCAGCGAGCGCAAUUCAGAUGCUGACAGUGCCGACGAGGACGACAGCCUAAGCAUAUCAGUGGAAAAACCGAAGGAUCCUUCGGACACUCCGAAGGGACGAGUCAGUAAGUUUAAGAAUCAUGCGAAAUGUACAGCCAAAGACAAUCCAGCAAAGAAGCUCCGAUCGAGUUCACCUUUCAGUCAGAUAUCGAGCGAAGCAUCAGAAGAUCAGCAAGAAACAUCGGCGGAGGAGAAACUAGCGGAAGCCCGGCGAAAAAUCAACUCACUUAUGAAGCAGAACUAUCGACUGGAACUGAAUCAAUUGCGGCGGGAAAGUAGAGGGCCAGCGGAACCGUUUCGAAACUACAAAUCGAACUUCGUCGACCCGAAGGUGAUAGAGAAAAUCAACGCUGAAUGUCCCGUUGGGCUCGAAGGCGACGGAAAGUUCAUCUCCGCCCUGGCAAAUCAGCUGUGGACCCGAGAUCAGUUAGCAGCCCGAUCCGUGCGGGGCAAGCAAUGCUAUCGUCAUCCGGAGUCGUCGACGCACAUCCCUGCCAGCCCGACCAAGGUGUCAUUCAUCCACGACAAACUGAUGCAACGGAUCAACCUAGAGGAACGGGAGGACGAUGAUCCGCGACGUAAACUGCAGUCGCGCGUGUCCCACAAGUUGAAUGAGAAAUUCAACAACGCGAGACGAUUAAAGGAAAAGAAGCAAUCCCGCAAGCGUUAAUUAUUCAACUAUGAACGUAGCCGAUUUAAUUGUUUAGUGUUAAACGUUGGCAUUUCAUAAAGUUUCUAAAUUAAAUUCGUUUGUAUCGUAAUGAACCCCAAAUAGAUCAAAUACAAAUGUUUUUAUGAAGCUGUU
Messenger RNA from Aedes aegypti (yellow fever mosquito), 1676 nucleotides. RefSeq lists its product as uncharacterized. NCBI's taxonomy places the organism in Eukaryota, Metazoa, Arthropoda, Insecta, Diptera, Culicidae. The coding region runs from base 270 to 1541 and encodes 423 amino acids. The record is from RefSeq and is a predicted model, not a curated record. The transcript has 4 exons. Gene Ontology annotation, cellular component: nucleus. Gene Ontology annotation, molecular function: zinc ion binding; DNA binding.